UAUCUGCUGACUCACGCUGUUCAUUCGCUUCGACAUUUUGCUUUGAUAUUUUACCUCAGCAUUAAUAAUUAACGUCAGCGUUAUAUAUUUUUCCUCAGGUUUUGCUGCGUGAUGUUGAUAAUCGCCUCCACACUGAGAUGUUACUGACGGAUUUUUACAGAGACUGUUUGAUGAGAUGAAUUAAAACGCCAAGCUUUUUGUGUCUGAGAUAACACAUUUUCCCAAGUCUUCUCUUGACCCUGAUGUGUUCACUGCACUUGGAUUUACCUCCAAAAACACUUCAAGAUAUGGCCUUUGAAGGAAGUACUAAGAAAACAUUAUCUGGUCAUCGUAAGACAUAUGAAGAAAUGAAGAACCAAAAUUACCAGUGCUCAGAUUGUGAAAAGAGAUUUAGUUACCCAAGUCAUUUAAAAAGACAUCAGCGCAUUCACACAAGAGAGAAGCCGUAUCACUGCUCACAGUGUGGGAAGAGUUUUACUGCAGCUAGGUGUCUCCAAAUACACCAGCGCAUUCACACAGGAGAGAAGCCGUAUUACUGCUCACAGUGUGGGAAGAGUUUUACACAGGCUGGUCACCUGCAAAUACACCAGCGUAUUCACACGGGAGAGAAGCCAUAUCAGUGCUCACAGUGUGGAAAGAAUUUUGCUGCAGCUAGGCGUCUCCAAAUACACCAGCGCAUUCACACAGGAGAGAAGCCGUAUUACUGCUCACAGUGUGGGCACAGUUUUACACAGGCAGGUCACCUGCAAAAACACCAGCGCAUUCACACUGGAGAGAAGCCGUUUCAGUGCUCGGAGUGUGGGAAGAGCUUUACUGCAGCUAGUUCUCUCCAAGCACACCAGCGCAUUCACACGGGAGAGAAGCCGUAUUAUUGCACACAGUGUGGGAGGAGUUUUAGACAUGUAGGUCAAUUUAGAAGACACCAGUGCUUUCACACAGGAGAGAAUCCAUAACACAACCACAAUAUGGGACAUGUUGUAUGCACUGCAGUCACUCCUAAAUAUACUGCCUGUCAACAUUUCAUCAGAAGGGUCAAUUUAUUGGGCUGCAUCAAGCUAAGAAAACAACUGGAGAGAUUUGAAAUUACUGGAAAAGGAUUAAGAAACCAAAAAGAAAUAUAAAUACUUGGAAGAAUAGUGCAGAACCAUCAACUUUUUGGAAGAAAUAUCGGAAAAAAAAUCAUGAAUUGAGACAACAUAAACACUUUAUACAAAAGUUACAUGGCAAAAAAAAUAACAAAAAAAAGGUAUGUUUAAUAGUGGAAGGAAAGAAAGCAUUUCAAUACACAGAAUGUGAUGACAACUCACAGGAUUGGGACUAAACAGCUGUGUGUCCAUAAGAAAACCACUUGAUAGCGAGAUCCAUCAGGAAGACUUGAAUUUGCUGGGGAUCAUAAAGAUUUGACAUUGGAGCAAUGGAAAAAGGUCAUGUGGCCUGAUCAUUCCAGAUUGAUCGUUUCAGAGUGAUUGGUGCAUCAGGGUAAGUGAGGAAUCAUGUAAAUUCAAUUUUAUUUAUAUAGCGCUUUUAACAAUGGUCAUUGUCUCAAAGCAGCGUCACAUAAAUGAAAAGAAAAUCUGUGAAAGUGUGUAUGUGUGAGAAAAAUGUGUCGAGAUGAUGAGAUUGUCCCCUAUAUAAGCCUCUGGAGGCAGUGUUGCACUCUUUUUCUGUUUUGUUUGCCAUUGUUUGGGUUAAUCUUUUGCCUAACUGCCAUCUAGUGGUCUCUUUAAGGAACUGCUGAUUUAUAAAACCUGGAAGUGAGUAGCUGAGCAUAUGGCUGAUGUAUAUGGUUAAGAUUGAAUGCUUUUCUUGGGGUAAUCCUCAUCAGUUCUUGUUUUUGAAGAAAUUAAAGGGCAAUAGCUGUAAGUUUACCUUUGAGUGAUGUAUAAGUUUGGUAUUAAUGGGUGAAGUUAAUAGAAUGUUGUCAUUUAUAAACUUAAUGGUAUCUUAAUCCUUUUAAUUGCAAAUGUUUCAUAGAAAAAGUCUGUAAAAUUAACAGCAGUCUUGUAACCUGAAUUAUUAAUCAUAAUUUGAGUUUAUUUAAACAUGUUUCAGUCAUAUUAUCAAUUAGAGAUUAUACAGUGAAACUUCGGAUUGCGGGUAACAUGGUCUGCGAGUGGUCUGCAAAACGUGCAACGAUAAAAAAAAAAAAAAGUCUUGGUUUCUCCCCUUCUCGGUUUUAGUGCGCAUCUCUCACUGGUAUAACCAACAUCCGUGCACCUGUGUACUGUUUACUAUAACACUGACCACAUGUGUGCACGUACAACAUCUUUUAUUUUGUGUUUGUAUGCAUGUAUGUAAAGCGCGCAUGUAAAGCAAAAAAAAGGCUCAUUAGAGAGGGUAAAGAUCCCGUUCCUUUCUCUCCCUGGGUCAGCAUGCCGGUAUGUGUGCGCGCGCCUGUAAUUUGACACCGUGCCCCUUCACACACACACCUCCUCUCGCCUUUACACACACACUCCCAAGAAGGGAGGGGCUGAUUCCUCCUGUUCUCUUACUUUAGCUUCACACACACAGCGCCUGCGUGCACGAAUGGAAAUACUUAUCUGUCAGUUUUUUUUAAAGGUAAAGUGCAGGUUAGUUUGUUUUGUUUUUAGUUUAUAUUUUGUAUUAAUCAUUUUUAUGUAUUUCUUUUUUUGGGCUGUGAAACAAAUAAUUUGAGUUGUCAUUAUUUCUUAUGGGAAAAUUUAAUUUACGAGUGUUUUGAAAUACGAGCCCGCUUCUGGAACAAAUUGUGCUCAUAAUCCAAGGUUCCACUGUAUUUGUUUUCCUUUAGUUUCACUCUGAUCUUUAUACUCUUUCAUUGUAUAAUUGAUUCAAGAUUUAAUAAAUGCUGGACUUAAAACUUUGAA
This is a messenger RNA of Clarias gariepinus (North African catfish), 2846 nucleotides long. Its product is annotated as zinc finger protein 3-like. The record is from RefSeq and is a predicted model, not a curated record. Gene Ontology annotation, biological process: regulation of transcription by RNA polymerase II. Gene Ontology annotation, molecular function: DNA-binding transcription factor activity, RNA polymerase II-specific; RNA polymerase II cis-regulatory region sequence-specific DNA binding. NCBI's taxonomy places the organism in Eukaryota, Metazoa, Chordata, Actinopteri, Siluriformes, Clariidae. The transcript has 2 exons. Bases 243 to 953 code for a protein of 236 amino acids.